GGGACUCCUUUCAACAACAUUCUUCUUUACCCAGGCUACUGUUAGGGCGACAUCCACUGCGUCUCGGACUUUAUCGUUAGAGUUUAUGUUUGCUAGCAUUUUAGAUCAGUAGUUGUGUUGUCUUGUCUAAUCUGGCCCUCGUAGUGAGAUAGAAACUAUUCGCGCUACCGUAAACUCGGCUUCAGCUGGUAGAGCUUGUUAGCUAGCUUACCUAGCCAGUACCAUAGCUACCAGUAGAUUUGCGGCUUAUAUCCGUGGCUGCCCUGCCAGGUAGAUCAACUAAAGCUCCAGGCGCUGGUCAGCCACAAUGGUUUGGUCAGUUCACCAAUAUCUGAUUAAUGACAUUGGUAAAUAAUUCAUCUGAUCUGGGGACAAAUCAACGCAACCUUUGUUUGACUUGUGCGCAGCCUGGCUGGUUUGGCCUGUUUCAUUGUCUUCGAACAUCGAAAACACAAGUUGUUAUUCAGUGUCUGUAGGUUGUUUGGCUAGUUAGGCUAACCUAGUCAGCUGUCGACCCAGAUCAUCUUAAAAGCCACCUGGUCCAGUAUGGCGCAACACGACCACUCUCAUGUAGCCAGUUCACAGAAAGCACUCAUGUUGGAAAUGAAGAGCCUUCAGGAGCAGCCUGUCGAGGGAUUCAAAAUAACACUGGUGGACGAGGCUGACAUGUACAACUGGGAAGUGGCCAUUUUCGGACCCCCAAACACUCACUACGAAGGGGGGUAUUUUAAGGCUCGGAUCAAGUUCCCUAUAGACUAUCCAUAUUCCCCACCUGCCUUCAGGUUCCUCACCAAGAUGUGGCACCCCAAUAUCUACGAGAAUGGAGAUGUGUGUAUUUCUAUAUUGCACCCUCCAGUGGAUGACCCGCAGAGUGGAGAGCUGCCUUCAGAGAGAUGGAAUCCCACCCAGAAUGUCCGGACCAUUUUGCUGAGUGUGAUCUCCCUGCUGAAUGAGCCCAACACCUUCUCUCCCGCCAAUGUGGACGCCUCCGUCAUGUACCGCAAGUGGAGGGACAGCAAGGGCAAGGAUCGAGAAUAUGUAGAGAUCAUCAGGAAACAAGUAUUGGCCACCAAGGCAGAAGCUGAGCGCGACGGCGUCAAGGUGCCCACCACGCUGGCCGAGUAUUGCGUCCGCACACGUGCCCCGGCCCCCGAUGAAGGCUCCGACCUCUUCUAUGACUACUACUAUGACGACGACGAUGUUGAGGACGGGGACGGCGACUGCUGCUACGAUGAGGAUGACUCAGGCAAUGAGGAGUCCUGACGUGCUUUUCACCAGUGCCCUCAAUCUAGCUGACAUACGCUACCCCCUCCCUUUUUCUGUCUGGGUCGCCAGAAAUUCUAGGUUGACAACCAAGAAAGAUUUGAAGUUUCCCACUUCUAGACAAAUGAAAAGAGCAGUUUUUUUCUUGAGCCUCUGAAUUUGUGUUCAGAGGCAAAAAUCGAUGCACCGUUGUGGAAGGGUCAGACCUGGUAAGAUUUGCACCAGCACAAAAGUCACCAGUUUGUUCAGUUUUCUUCAGCAGUUUUCAUAAUCACCUGAAACCUUACUUUGAGAGAAUAACUUCAACUAUUACUUAAUCCUCCUGAGUCGUUCAGUCUCCUGUACAGUGUAUGGUAUUGUGGGGUUAAUACCACUGUUAACAAUAGCAACAUUUGCACUGGUGCAAACACUUCCAAACUUUGCUCAGCGUCUCUCUUGCAUAUCUUUAUUUCCCUAAUUGUAACUGGGUGUUGCUCACCAGUAGUCGGUCCCAGUGACUGGCAGAAGGUUGAGGACUUCAAGCGGCCUGUUUGUGUUGAACAGUCUACUGCAAAUACAUUGAAUCAGACAUUUUCAUGUUUCACAGCCUCGCUUCAAUGGGACGGGAUGUCACGGGACGAUGUUUUCAAAGUUCUUGUGCAUGCCAGAACUUCAUUGGAAGCUUUUUGUCUCUUUUACUGGUGGACUGUUUACCUACAUCAUGAUCUGUUUCAGCUCGCUGAUAAGAAAGACUUGUGUUGAUGGAGAUGCCAGAGACCUUUGUAUCUGGAGGACCAGCUGGCCAGCUGAGUCAGUGGAUCAGGUCCUCGUGGACAUUUUUGGCAACAUGAAAUUGAUAUUUGCUGUGUUUCUUCUGAUUACUGUUGGAUGUGUUUCUCUGUCAUUUUGAGUGUGGGGAUUAUGUUAUUUGAAGUAGCUCAGAUUUAAAUUGCGUAGGAUGACCAAGUUUUUUGUGGGGAGCGGAACUGAUUAAAUAUCGGAUUUGUAUCUCUCCUCAGGUUUGCUCUUUUAGAGGCCUGAUGGAGCCAAAGACCUAAAACAAUGUAAAAGAAAGCCCAAAACAUUUUAUCACUGUUUGUUGUAUUCUUGUCUUUGUUUGCUCCCUUGCGAGCUUUGUUAUGGUAGUCUCUUUCUUUGGUUAGACAUUAUGCCUGCAAUCUUUGCUUGAGAAUGAUUUAUGUGAUGAGAUUAUUAGGUUUGAUUGGCAAAAAAAAAGCUUCUGUAGGACAAGUGUCUGUCAAAAGAUGUUGUUGCAGUAUCAGUCGGGAUUGUCAAAGUUUUUCAGCCCUGGAGGUGGAGGAAAACAAGGCCGCCGUGUUUUAAUUUUAAUUUCUAUUCUUUGUGUCAGUUGAGAUCGGACAGGUUUUGAUAUACUUUUUAGAGCGCAUGAGUGUCCUCCUUGUGUAUUUUUGCAUCAGCAAUAUUGAUUGUUUCAUUUACUCAAAUUGGCACUUCAUACUGAAUUUCUCAGGAUAAUGAAUUACAUAUGACAAAACAAUUAAGACAAGCAACGAUUUUCCUCAUUUAGGUGGUCUUUAGAGUUGGUUUACAGCUUUAACAGGAACCAUAACAGAUAUGCACAUGUAGCUGUAUGGAUGAUCGCCGUAUUGUUCUUUUCACCUGUCUUUAUUUUUUAUUUUCGGCUAUUUAAAACUGAAAAAUAAAGAUUUAUUGGGAA
Chelmon rostratus (copperband butterflyfish) is the source of this 2941-nucleotide messenger RNA. It is a transcript of the gene cdc34b, whose product is annotated as cell division cycle 34 homolog (S. cerevisiae) b. The record is from RefSeq and is a predicted model, not a curated record. Gene Ontology annotation, biological process: protein polyubiquitination; ubiquitin-dependent protein catabolic process. The transcript is spliced from 5 exons. Gene Ontology annotation, molecular function: ubiquitin conjugating enzyme activity. NCBI's taxonomy places the organism in Eukaryota, Metazoa, Chordata, Actinopteri, Chaetodontiformes, Chaetodontidae. The coding region runs from base 547 to 1263 and encodes 238 amino acids.